AGAGAGAGAGAGAGAGAGAGAGAGAGAGAGAGAAAUCUCUGUGAUUGUUAUAUAUAAGGACACACCUUUGGGUGAACUCUCCUCCCUCAGCAAUAAAGCUAAAGGAGUGUCAGGGGUGUGGAUGCAUUCUGCUGGCUGACAGACAGGUGUCAGGAACCUGAAGUGACAGGUCAUAGGUGUGUGUGCGCGUGUUCUGUGGAGGUGAAGUUACAAAAAUGAGCAGAUAUUCGUAUCAGACCAAGACCACUACCUCCAGCCAGCUCCUCGAUGACAACAAGAGGAAGUCGAACCUGCUGAAGAACAACAGCUGGAUCAAAAGAGAUGUGGAGGAAGAGGAAGACAUUGACCGUGACCCAAACUUUGGCAGAUCUGUCCUGGGUCGUUACAGCACAUCUGAAACUGUAACCAGUGGCGACGGUGUGGAAACAAAAACCACUACUACCACUGUAAACAAAACAUCUUCUGUGAGCGCUCUUACAAAGAGAUUUAGUGGAAGCUAUGACGAGCCAAAGAGCAGCACCCUGCCUUCCAGUAGGACUUCAUCCUCCUACACUAGAAGCUCUUACUCAAGCCUGACUUCUCCCACGAGGACAACUUUCACUGAAGACCCAAAGACAAGCACAACUACUACUGUUACCAAGGAUGGAAAAACCACUGAGACCAUCACCAGCACCCAAACUCUCAGAUCUUCAAAAUCUCCCAAAACUGAAACCUUCAGUGAGCGAGUCUUGUCUUCAAGCAAAGGGUACACAAGCUACUCACCUACUAAAACAACAAAUGUGACUGAGACAACUGUUUCUAGCAACAGUGAUGCGGAGGACAAACUGUACGACACCCUCAUCCCAUCAUCCAUCAAGAACAGUAGCUCACCAACUGAAAGUAAAAGAACAGUCUACACAACUGAGGCUGUCACUAUAAAAAGUAGUGGUGACACCAAUGCUGAGAACAAACUCUACGACACACUCAUUCCCAAGUCCAUCACCGAUGAUGUCACAGACAGUAAAUCCACUGUGACCAGUACUGAGUGGGUGAGUGUGAAGAGCAGCCCUGACAUAGAUACAACUAGGACAUCAACAAGGACUUCAUCUACGGCUGAGGAUGCGCUGUACGACACCCUCCUGCCCAAAGGGAUCACAUCUCCCACCACUCACAGGACGUCAAGCAUCACACAGAGAGAGAUCCUGACUCUGGAGAGCAGCAGAGGAGAUCAGAGUUCAAUUCUAAGAUCCCCCUCCUCUACCAGCAGAAUCAGCAGCUACACUGUGGUCAGUGAUGACUCUCCCAUCACCCGCACCUCCAGCUACACCAUCAGCACCAAGCCCAGUGAGGAGUACAGCAGUGAAACCAAACGCUACUCUUACACCAAACCAGACUCCAGCUAUGAAUACAGUAGUAUCACCAGUCCUUCUUCGUACUCAUCAACGCAGUACAGGAGCAGCAGCAGGUCGGAUGACAUCAAUGGAGACUCUGUUUUUUCUAGAUCCUCCACCAAGAGUCUGUACUCUCCUCAGAGAACACUGACGGAGAAAGACCUGUGCAGCUACUGUCAUAAGCCCUUCAAUGGUGACGCCAAAAUGAUCCUGAAUGACUUAAACGUCAACUGCCAUGCUUUCUGCUUCAAAUGUGAGGUGUGUAACUGCACUCUGGGUCACCUGAAAGCUGGAGACAGCAUGUGGAUUUACAAACGCAUGGUGCACUGUGAGAACUGCUUUGAGGUCACCAGAGAGAAAUGGAGGCGCUGACUUCCUCACCAAUGCAGCACGAACAAUCAAAUAUAAAAUGACUAUCUGUAUUUUGGGUGACACUGAUUUUCCUACACGGGCUGACCAAUCUGAAUUUGGGUGUUUUGGCAAAUGUUGAUUAUAUCCUUUUCACAGGUGGUGAAUUAUACCUCUGUUAGUGCACCGUCUGCUAGGUGUGUUUCUGAUGUAUGGUGUGAUGAACAGACAGUGCAGUAGUUAGGGCCGGGGGCUUUUUCUGUGUGCAAUAAAGAUAAUCAGUCCAGAUUUGUUAGGUGUGUCUUUUUUAUGCUGUAGAGUUGUUUAUAACCUUCCUUUGUCAAAUAUUUCACUGCUGUGUUUGGAAAAUAUUAAGAUGGAGUAUUUCUAUAACCCAUGCAGCAUAUAUUGUUGGAAAGAAGGUUUUAAUAUUUCUAUGCAGUAGUGAGGUUUGGGGUUUGGAGUUUUUAUAGGGAUGUAUUUUUAGUACUUUAGCUUUAUGUAUUCCUGUGAUAAACUCAAGAAUAUAAAAACAAUACAGAAGGCCGAAUAUCAUUUUUGCAUCUUAUUUUAGAUUUUUGGAAACCUGGUAAGAGAUUGGCUGAAAAUAUUCAUUUUUAUAACUUAUUUGUAUCAACACACAAAAAAAAAAACAACAACAACCACGAAUCAAAUGAAAAGUCUCACUCUAGGACUCCUACGUCCAGAUGCAGUGAAACAUCUUCACAGUUAUACCACCACCCACUCACACCCACUGUCUCACUGUAGGGACAGUGUCCUAUGCGUUCUCUGCCUCGUCUUUUUCUUCCUCAAUCCUUGGUGAUAUGAUGACUAAUAAAGGUAACUGUAACAAAGAGAUGUUGCAAAUGA
Molecule: messenger RNA, 2588 nt
Organism: Cynoglossus semilaevis (tongue sole)
Lineage: Eukaryota; Metazoa; Chordata; Actinopteri; Pleuronectiformes; Cynoglossidae
Gene: scel
Product: sciellin
Exons: 27
Coding region: 216-1742 (508 amino acids)
Biological process (GO): epidermis development
Cellular component (GO): cytoplasm
Source: RefSeq, a predicted model, not a curated record